Dicrocoelium dendriticum is the source of this 1079-nucleotide messenger RNA. The record is from the annotation of a GenBank genome assembly. NCBI's taxonomy places the organism in Eukaryota, Metazoa, Platyhelminthes, Trematoda, Plagiorchiida, Dicrocoeliidae.
GGAGUCCGAACGAAUGCAUCUAGCAUCACGUAUUGGUGCUUUACGAUCUAAAAUAGAAUAUUUGAAAACAUUGGCUUCAGCGAGCGCUCUAGAGAGUGCCGAGCAAGCGUUGCAGAAGGAAAACGCCUGUCUGCGGCAAAAAGAUAGUUUACUGAAGGAAAAAGUUCGCGCACUUGAAACGCUCUUUGGAAUUUUACAGUACAAGACCCCUAGUGACAUCGACGGUAUGGUGAACCAGUCCCCUUGUUCGACACCCGCUACUACUAAAGAAGCCUAUUCCACCCAGCAAACCUCUAAUGAGCAGAAACCAAGCAUCAAAUCAGAUAGAAAACUUGCCACCACUCAGCAUCUCCAUCCCGUGGGCGACUCGAAGUUUUCUGCCAAGCCUAAGGUUUCACCGAAUUCAAAAGAACCUUCUAUCGAUUUCGGUCGUCUGGAUGUUCGCGUCGGCCGGAUUGUAGAGGUCACCCGCCAUCCUGACGCGGACUCGCUUUAUAUUGAAAAGGUGGAUCUUGGUGAGGGACGACUUCGCACAGUCAUCAGUGGCCUUGUCAAGUUCGUCCCAAUUGAGGCACUGCGAGACUACAUGGGUGUUUUUCUCUGUAAUUUAAAACCGGCUAAAAUGCUCGGUGUGGAAUCGGAGGCGAUGUUAUUAUGUGCAGUUGCGCCAAUGGGCGGUGCAGUUGAACCACUGGUACUGGAUUCUACUGAAGCAAUCGUCGGAGAUACAGUUGUCGUUCCAGACGUCACUUAUGCUCCCGACAAGCAGUUGAAUCCGAAGAAAAAGAUAUGGGAUCAAGUUAAAACAGAUCUUAGAGUGGAUGCAGAUGGUUUCGCGACCUACAAAGGAAUUCCAUGGACACUCAGGCGCUCGCCUACUAUUUGUAUUAAGGCCACUACUCUUCGCAAUGUGCAGAUUAGCUGACGGCAACAUUCGUUGAUACGAGUAAAAAGCUAACAUUGACGUUUUUUCUUUUCCAUAUAGGUUGUUGCGAACAAUGUAAACGUUUCGUUGGCAGGCUUGUGUACUUACCGCUUGGUCCUUACUGGCACUGUCAUGAUAGUUUCGGAUUCUUUGA